AUGGGGAUCUGCAUCUGGAAAGAAGGUUUUGUCACGUGGAUGUUGGUGAUACCAUUGCUACAGCUUGCCAUCUUGUGUUGUACUGUAUUUAAGAUGACUCGUUCUAGUCUUUGCAUUGUACAUAAGGAUCCACUUCCCAUCCUUCAUGAAUUCUAUCAGCCAGGUGAUCUUAUCAUUGGUGGGAUUGUCUCCCAAGUCUUCUUACUACACGAGACUUUCUCUUUCAAGGAACAGCCCCGGAGGAUAUUGAUUGGUGAACCCGUUUCAGUGCCAAAAUACUACCAGAACGUCUUAGCUUUGGUAUAUGCUGUCAAAGAAAUCAAUGAGAAUUCCAGCAUCUUACCAAACAUUACUCUGGGUUUCCACAUUCUCAAUAACUACUACAUUUCAAGGAUGACAUAUAAAGCUACCCUGAGCCUGUUUACCACACAACAUAGGUUUCUCCCCAACUUCAGGUCUCACACCCAGAAAAUGCUGGUAGCUGUCAUUGGAGGACUUGUCUCUGAAAUUUCAGACAAUAUCGCUACCAUUUUAACCUUAUACAAGGUUCCACAGCUCACUUACGGAUCAUUUUCACCGGCAGAGUACCAUGAAAAUGCAUUCCCUUCUUUGUACCAAAUGGUCCCAAAUGAGGUCUAUCAGUACAAGGGGAUUGUCCAGUUACUGCACCAUUUCAGGUGGACAUGGAUUGGGCUCUUGGCCGCAGAUGAUGACAGAGGGGAGAUUUUUCUGCAGACAAUCAUACCGAUGCUUUCUCAAAAUGGUAUCUGUUUUGCCUUCAUACAAAAAUUGCCAAAGCGGACCUAUAUGGAAAAGUUGAUAGAUUUGUUUGUAGAGCAGCUGGAAACGUAUCCUCUUCUCACAGAAAGCAAAGCAAAUGUGUAUUUUGUACUGGGGGAACGUUCAUCAGUGUCAGUUUUGAGAUGGGUGCUCUUUCUAGCACACAUCAUGUCCAAGCCCACUCUUGGGAAAGUGUGGAUUGUUACAUCCCAAUGGGAAUUUGAAUCACUGACCAUUCAAAGGAGUUGGGAUAUAGAUGAUUUCCAUGGUGCCAUAUCCUUCACAGUUCACUCUAGUCAGCUACCAGAAUUCCAAAACUUUCUUCAGAUCAUAAAUCCUUUCUGGGCCAAAGAUGACGGUUUUAUCCAGAACUUCUGGGAGCAAGCAUUUAUUUGCUCAUUGAGAAUGCCUAAUGGGCAUGAUGAAAACCACAAAACCUGCACUGGGGAAGAGAAGCUGGAGAGCCUACCUGGGACUUUGUUUGAAAUGAGCAUGACUGGCCACAGCUACAAUAUCUACAAUGCCAUCUAUGCUGUAGCACAUGCUUUGCAUGCCAUUUAUGUAUACAGACUGAAACACAGAAGGCUGAUGGAUGGGAGGAAUCUAGAGUUUCAGAAUAUCCAGCCCUGGCAGCUCCAUCACUUCCUAAAAAGGAUUAUCUUCAAUAACAGCGCGGGUGAUAGUGUGCAUUUUGAUGAAAAAGGCGAAUUGGUUGCGAGUUUUGAUGUCACAAACUGGUUUGUUUAUGGACAGGUGUUGCCUCUUUCUGUGUGCAAUGACCACUGCCAUCCAGGCUUCAGCAGGAAAAAGAAGGAGGGAGAAAAGUUUUGCUGCUAUGAUUGCACUCAAUGUCCAGAUGGAAUGAUCUCUGAUCAGGAAGACAUGGAUGCCUGUAUCCAAUGUUCAGAAGAUCACCAUUCAAAUAAGGACAAAAAGCAAUGCAUUCCCAAGAUGAGUACCUACCUUUCCUACAAAGAACCUUUAGGAAUCACCUUAGCAACAAUGGCUAUUUCUUGCUGUGUACUGAUAGCUCUGGUGCUUGUCAUCUUCAUGCAACACCACAGCACUCCCAUCGUCAAAGCCAACAACCGAAGCCUCUCCUAUGUUCUCCUGGUCUCUCUGUUUCUUUGUUUCCUUUGCUCCUUCCUCUUCAUUGGACAGCCCGUAAAAGUGACCUGCCUUCUUCGGCAAAUUGCUUUUGGCAUUGUUUUCUCCGUGGCCCUCUCAAGUGUGUUGGCUAAAACCAUCAAUGUGGUUCUGGCCUUCAUGGCUAAUAAACCAGGAUCCUCAAUGAGGAAAUGGGUGGGAUCAAGACUGGCACAUUCUAUUCUCUUUUCCUGCUCUGUAAUUCAGGCAGGACUUUGUACUGUUUGGGUAAGUACCUACCCUCCAUUCCCAGAUUCAGACAUGCAUUCAGUGGAUGGGAAAAUUGUACUGGAAUGUAAUGAAGGCUCAAAUGCCAUGUUUUAUUGUGUCCUGGGCUAUCUGGGCAUCCUGGCCAUCGCCAGCUUCACUGUGGCUUUUUUUGCUAGGAAGUUACCCGACAGUUUUAAUGAAGCCAAAUUCAUCACCUUCAGCAUGUUGGUCUUUUGCAGUGUUUGGCUGUCCUUUGUUCCGACUUAUCUGAGCACUAAAGGGAAAUACAUGGUGGCCGUGGAGAUCUUCUCCAUCUUGUCCUCCAGUGCUGGUUUAUUGGGUUGUAUAUUUUCCCCCAAAUGUUACAUAAUUGUUUUAAGGCCUGACCUGAAUAAUAGGAAGCAAUUCUUAAGGAGAAAAAAAUAA
Messenger RNA from Euleptes europaea (tarantolino), 2562 nucleotides. Its product is annotated as vomeronasal type-2 receptor 26-like. The transcript is spliced from 6 exons. Gene Ontology annotation, molecular function: G protein-coupled receptor activity. Gene Ontology annotation, cellular component: membrane. Gene Ontology annotation, biological process: G protein-coupled receptor signaling pathway. The record is from RefSeq and is a predicted model, not a curated record. Bases 1 to 2562 code for a protein of 853 amino acids. Lineage: Eukaryota; Metazoa; Chordata; Lepidosauria; Squamata; Sphaerodactylidae.